GACCCGAGUCUGCGCAUGAGUUCGGCGCAUGCGCACCAAGGCUCCCCGCGGCCGCUCCCUGCUCCUGGCGCCCGGACUCCUCGCCUCUCAGCGGCCCCGCCCAGGCGGCUGCCCGUGACCUGCCUGGGUGCAGGGAACGGAAAGCCGGGAGAGGUGAGACGAGUUCCGUUCGCCAUGGGGCUGUUUGGAAAAACCCCAGAGAAGCCGCCCAAAGAGCUGGUCAAUGAAUGGUCAUUGAAGAUAAGAAAGGAAAUGAGAGUUGUUGACAGGCAAAUAAGAGAUAUCCAAAGAGAAGAAGAAAAAGUGAAACGAUCUGUGAAAGAUGCUGCCAAGAAGGGUCAAAAGGAUGUCUGUGUGGUUCUGGCCAAGGAGAUGAUCAGGUCAAGGAAGGCCGUGAGCAAGCUCUAUGCAUCCAAAGCACACAUGAACUCCGUGCUCAUGGGGAUGAAGAACCAGCUGGCGGUUUUGCGAGUGGCUGGUUCCCUGCAGAAGAGCACAGAAGUGAUGAAGGCCAUGCAGAGUCUUGUGAAGAUCCCAGAAAUCCAGGCCACCAUGCGGGAGCUGUCCAAAGAGAUGAUGAAGGCUGGGAUCAUAGAAGAGAUGUUAGAGGACACUUUUGAAAGCAUGGAUGAUCAAGAAGAAAUGGAAGAAGAAGCAGAAAUGGAAAUUGACAAAAUUCUGUUUGAAAUCACCGCAGGGGCCUUGGGCAAAGCACCUAGUAAGGUGACCGACGCCCUCCCAGAGCCUGAACUUCCAGGAGCGAUGGCUGCAUCAGAAGAUGAGGAGGAGGAAGAGGCCCUGGAGGCCAUGCAGUCCCGUCUGGCCACACUCCGCAGCUAGGGCUGCCCAGCCAGGCCCACAGGCUCUCCUCCGGCCCUGUCAUCGGGCACGCACUCCUUGAAGCCUCCACCGUUUUCUGUAUCUCUUGCACUACACCUCUGGGUGAGGCACUGCGUUCUGGAGAACGUUCUCUGCUAAUCUCUCUUCACUCUCUGCAGAGGUUUGGGGAUCUCAGUGGAAUUGUUCUGAGAGGCGGUGUAAUAAAUGCAUCAUUUUCAGGAGAAUAAACAGAAGUAUCUUUUGGGGGAUGAGGGCAAAGAAGUCUGUCUUCUCACGAAGCACUUCUGAGAAUAGAGUCGAUUGCUUGAAUGUUGAGGACUCUGUAUAUUUUUUUUUGUCUGUAAAACACUAUAUAAAUGGAUUUUAAUAAAUUUCUGCUUUAACACUUGGUCUCAUUGUAGAUUGUUGGGUGCAAUGAAUUUCAAGGUGUUUGCUGUCCCAAAUUAUUUUAUAUGUUGGCCUUGGAAAGAGGAGGUGCUAUAGCAGGGCACAUGGGAUUCGGAAGCUCAGCUGAAAGGGCUUCUGCUCUGUGCACCCUGCUCCCCAGCCUUCACAGAUGUGCUGUGUGAGCUACUCUUCUGCUUUUUGUCAUCUGUGUAAGCAAAAGGACGCUUGAAAAUUGUGACCCCUUGGCUGGGUAACUAUAUUAUGUGUGUCCUGAGGCGGGGGCGGUGUGUCUGUAGCUUUCCUCCCUUUCCUUUCCAUUGCAAGUUGCAGACAGCUGUGAGAUUAGGACUCUUUUCACCCUCUGAUUGCCUUUCCCUGCGUUAAGCUGGUUGUCUUGGAUGCAUGGGAUAUGGGCGUACAUAUCAGUGCUUUCUCAAAGCCAGGAGCUGACCGGUGCUGACCGGUGAAAGAGGCAUGGUGUGGUCAUGCAUUGUAAACAACUCACACAUUUCUAAGUUAUAUUUUGAAAUAAUUGAGCAGUAGCAAUUUAUAUUUGUGUGGGCUUGACAGUUUACAAAGCUGUUUAACAUAUGUAAUCAUUCAGUCUUCACAAAUUAGGAAAACAGCUCAGCUUGCUGAAGUGACAUAUCCUAAAUCACAGUCACGAAGUGGCAGAACUGGGGUUCAACCCGGGUCCCUCUGGUCCAAGUCUUGUGUGCCCUAAACAGGUAGGAAAAAAAAAACCCAACCACUCUCUCCCAGGUUGGUUUUGUAGAUUGUAUGGAGAAAUCCAAGUGUAUCAGAUGUGCUGCAGCGAGGGCCUUCUAGUCUCAUCCUGCAAAAUGGGAAUCUUCAAUCCAGGGGACCGUCCUAUUGCUCUUGAUUUCAUCUUUAGGAUACAGUUUGUUGUUUAAGUAAACAUUAUUUUUCAGAGAAGUUUUAGGUUCAGAGCACAACUGAGCAGAAAAUAGAGUUCCCAUGUACACCUGUGGCCCUGACACGGGCACCAUCUCCCACUUGUAUGUACUGACAUCUCACACCCCACAAGUACAUUUACUCCUGGAAUCAUACAGUACAUAGUCCUUUCACAUUGGCUUCUUACACUUAGUAAUAUGCAUGUAAGUUUCCUCCAUGUCUUUUCAUGGCUUGACAGGCCAUUUCUUUUUAGUGCUAAAUAAUAUUCCAUUGUCCGCAUGCACCUAUGGAAGGACAUCUUGGUUGCUUCAAAGUUUUGGCAAUUAUGAAUAAAGCCAUAAACGUCUGUGUGCAGGUCUUUGUGUAGACAUGCAUUUCAACUAUUUAGGGGAAUACCAAGGAGCACAGUUGCUGGAUCUUAUGGUAAGAGUAUGUCUAGUUUUGUAAAACACUGACAGUCUUCCAAAGUGGCUGUGUCGUUUUGCGUUCCCACCAGCAAUGAUGAGAGUUCCCGUUGCUCCACAUCCUCACCAGCAUUUGGUGUUGUCAGUGUUUUGGAUUUUGACUAUCCUAAUAAGUGUGUAACGGUAUCUCAUUUUAAUUUGCAUUUCCCUGAUGAUAUAUGAUGUUGAACAUCUUUUUAUGUGCUUUUUUGCCAUAUGUAUAUAUUCUUUGGUGAGGUAUUUGUUUAGAACUUUUGCCCAUUUUUAAUUGGGUUGUUUAUUGCUGAGUUUUAAGACCUCUGUGUAUACUGUGGAUAAUAGUGCUUUAUCAGAAAUACAUUUUGCAAACAUUUUCUCCCCGUCUGUGGCUUGUUUUCUUAUUCUCUUCACAUUGUUUUUCACAGAGCAGUUUUUAAUAUUAAUGAAGUCCAUCUUACCAAUUAUUUAUUUCAUGAUAGUGCCUUUGAUAAUGGAUCUUAAACGUCAUUGCCAUACCCAAGGUCACCUAGAGUUUCUGUGUUAUUUUGUUAGUAAUCUUAUAGUUUUGCAUUUUACAUUUAGGUCUGUGACCUGUAUUAAUUCUUGUAAAGCAUGUGACGUCUGUGUCUAGAUUUAUUUCUUUGCAUGUGGAUGUCCAGUUAUUCCAGCACCAUUUGUUGAAAAGACUGUCUUUGCUGCAGUAUACUGCCCUUGCUGUUUCAUCAAAGAUCAGUUGACUGUAUUUACGUGGGCCUAUUUUGGGGCUCUCUAUUCUGUUCCAUUGAUGUAUUUGCUUUUUUUUUUUUUUGCCAAUACCAAAUUGUCUUGAUUACUGUAGCUUAAUAGUAAGUCUUGAAGUCAGGUAGCAUCAGUCCUCCAACUUUGUUCUUCUUCAAUAGUGUUGUCUAUUCUGGGUCUCUUGCCUUUCUAUAUAAACUUCAGAAUUCAUCUGUCAAUAUCCACAAAACUUGCUGGGAUUUUGAUUGGGACUGCUUUGAAUCUGUAAGUCAAGUUGAGAGGAACUGACGUAUCGACAGGAUAUAGUUUUAUGAUUGCAUUUAUCUGGCUAAUUUAUUCAAAGAAUGAUUUUGGAAUUAAGGAAUGCUCAUAAUCCCUGAGCAUUUUUGUCCUUAUGUGGAUAAUCAAAGUUUAUCCAGGUGCAUGGAUGGACAGAAUAAUGACAAGCACUCUUUCCACCUUUCAAAUAAAAUGAUCUAAAUGUAGGGUUGGUUUGUUUUAAUUGUUUGAAGAGGUCCUGAUUUUUCCAUUCCUGUUUUCAGGCUAAGGAAAGAGCAUUCUUGGCUCGUUAUCAGGCCGCAUAUUCCAUUUUCCCUCAAUACUCUGUUGGGUAUCAUUGGAAACAGGGUGAGUCAGAAACUCUUCUGGCCCUGGAAAGGUCCGCAAUCCAGAAAGGGAAACCAUGGUGUCAACGCCUGCAAUAAAAGUUUUCCUCUAAACCUCAAGCCCUUGAUUUAGGUCCAGCACUAGCAGCACCAGCUCCCACUCUCCCCACCCCAUCCACAGAUGAAUCUACUUGGUGCCCCAAAAAACGCAAUUUAAAGGGUUGCAUUCCAGAAUAGCAUUCCACACUGCCAACUCAUUUGUUUUGUCUUCAAACACAGCUUACUCUUUAAAAAUCACUGUCCAGCUUAUGGUGAUCACCCAGCAGUUCGUUCUAGGCAGAUGAUAACUUCACUUUCUCUGUCCCUCCCCACUCUCCCCAUGUUGUCUGUCAAAGACACCUUCCUGAGCCCUUGCCAAUUGUACAGCUCACCUGGCCUUAGGCCCUUUUUCGUGUCAUAUACUUAAAGGUGUUUCUCAGAACUCCUGGAGAGAAGGGGUUAUGAUGACUCAUAUUUGUUCCAAAAUAGUACUAGUCAUGCCUGCCUCUGCACCUCUCCCUAAAAUCCAACCCCAUAACUGUAUUUAUGGAAACAACUGUGAAAAAUCAAAGCUUUGAAAAACUGGACAGUUUUCCUUGUCCUACCCUAGUGACAGAUGCUCUUCAAAUGCUAUUCUGUAUUACCAAUAAGAAAGGCUCAUAAGUGAAAAUAAACUUGGGAAAUGUUUGGUU
Physeter macrocephalus (sperm whale) is the source of this 4638-nucleotide messenger RNA. It is a transcript of the gene CHMP3, whose product is annotated as charged multivesicular body protein 3. Bases 16 to 840 code for a protein of 274 amino acids. Gene Ontology annotation, cellular component: multivesicular body; ESCRT III complex. Gene Ontology annotation, biological process: endosome transport via multivesicular body sorting pathway; late endosome to vacuole transport; protein transport. The record is from RefSeq and is a predicted model, not a curated record. The transcript is spliced from 6 exons. NCBI's taxonomy places the organism in Eukaryota, Metazoa, Chordata, Mammalia, Artiodactyla, Physeteridae.